Molecule: messenger RNA, 1107 nt
Organism: Neodiprion fabricii
Lineage: Eukaryota; Metazoa; Arthropoda; Insecta; Hymenoptera; Diprionidae
Product: larval cuticle protein A2B-like
Exons: 2
Coding region: 271-717 (148 amino acids)
Cellular component (GO): extracellular matrix
Source: RefSeq, a predicted model, not a curated record
ACCCGGAAGAUAUGACGUUCCUUGCUCGCUUUCGAUAUGACUGUGCGAAUUCAUGAUUUAUCGAGAGGCAUGUGCAAAUGCAAUGGCUGAUAGUGGUCAAGUGACAAAAAUGCAUCUGAAUACAGCCGGCGGCGGAAUAGACGGGAGUGGUGCAGGGCCCUAGGAGUCUUUCCAUACUAUAUAAGUCGAGAUACAGCUCUCGAUGAUGUGUACUAAGUCUUCUGACUUCAUCGUUACUUCAUCGUCACAUUUCAUAUCGAGUUGAGAGCUAUGGCAGUUGAGUGUUUCUUGUUCAUCGGGAUGAUCGCCGCCGCCCAUGGAGCGUUCCUUCAUCACCCAAUUCCAGCUGGAGCUGUGCUCACCGUGGCGAAGCCAGUGGACUCGCAUGACCCAAACCCGCAGUACAACUACGCUUACAACGUCCAUAACGCCCUGACAGGUGACUCGAAAAUGCAGCACGAGAUCAGAGACGGUGACGUAGUUCGUGGCAGCUACUCUCUCGUGGAACCCGACGGAUCGCUUCGAGUCGUCGACUACACUGCUGACCCCGUAAACGGGUUCAAUGCCGUAGUUCGCAAGAAACCUGCCAUAGUCAAGGUCGCAGUCACCGCUCCAGUCACCCUGGCGAGACCUUUGACAGUCGCUCCUCAUCGCCUUCUGUUUGCCUACCCGGGUUCUGCUUAUGCACAUCGUACCCUGGGCUUGAUCCAUCAUUAAGACCGAGCAAUGACCCUCGAUCGAUCACGACAACGAAUUAACUGGCCAUUUGAAAUGAUACCGCUAGUUCCCUGAUCAGUUGCGCUGCUUAUUUUUGGAAUCGAGAACGUUAAGGAACCAGUAAUGAAAAUGUACAUGCAGCUUAGAUCCUUUGGUACCAUUUUCGGUAGCUAUACCCUCUUGCACAUGGAUUAUAUUGAAUACCUCAUGGUUCUGUUUCCUCUUUGAGUAUACUUAUGUUAGUCACCAUGUUUUUUGUACAUAUAUAAGCUUUUUAUAUUACUCUUCACCGCGAAACUAUUGACAUCAUUGCAAUAGCUAGUUAUUAUAAUCUGAGUGUCUGCAGCGCUUAUGCAUUCGUAGCAAUAAAUCAUAUAACCACAUCAGAAC